This is a messenger RNA of Bathycoccus prasinos, 2388 nucleotides long. RefSeq lists its product with no specific name. The record is from RefSeq and is a predicted model, not a curated record. The coding region runs from base 1 to 2388 and encodes 795 amino acids. Lineage: Eukaryota; Viridiplantae; Chlorophyta; Mamiellophyceae; Mamiellales; Bathycoccaceae. The transcript has a single exon.
AUGAGUCACACCACCGGGACCCGAAUCAAUAAUCACACGAAUGAAGAAGAACGAAAAAUGAUCAGAGUCCAAUCCGUCCUCGCGCUCUGCGAACGAUGCCCGGCGAUACAAAGCACGUACAAAGGGUUCGCCAACAAAGACACGAUCGCCCCGUUACCAAAAACCGAACGGAUACCAGACCCGGUGGCAAUAAUCGCCAAAAAUCUCUCCAAGGAACGGAAACACUAUUUACAAAAAGUGCGAGCGCGAGGGAUGCCGGAACGGUUUUCGGUGAGCCUGGCGAAACCGAGAGAUUGGAGGAGAACGGUGAAAGUGAGAGCACCGAAACGGAGACAAAUGCGUUUGAAAGUGGAGGAGCAACGGGAACGAGAGGAAGAGUUGGAGCGACGGCAACGACACCGCCGACGAGAAGGAUUGGUAUCGGAAAGAAGCGGAGGCGGAAGAACGACGACGGCGAAGAAGACAAAGAAUACGAAGAAGAAAAAGAACGACGACGACGAUUCAGAGGACGACGAGAACAAGAACUCGAACGAAAACGAAACGGCGACGACGACGACAAAAACGCGAAGAAAAAGAGAAGAAGAAGGCGAAGACGAUACGGCGAAAGUCACGUCGCCGUUGAUUAAACGGGCGACCAAGAGAGGGAAGAUUCCGGUGAAUUUUAUGCGCAAGAAGAAAGGGCCGAGCGGAAACAACGCGGAGAGCGACAUCGACAACAACGGAGGUGGAUCGAACAAUAACACCGAGGAGCAAUCGAACAAUAACGCCGAUGGAAACAACGCGAAAGAUGACAACACGUUUUCGCUGAACAAGAAUUCGAACGUGUCCUCGGAAACGGUUGUCGUGGAGUCGCCGUUUAAUAAGCAAAAAGCGGGAGCGAACUCAAACGGAACGAACAACAAAAAAGACACAUCGGCAAAAACAACGACGACGACAGCGGUGGUGGUGGAAGGCGACGAAGCGGCCGCAGCAGCGGAUGCGCUUCAACGACAACGAGAACAAGAACAAGAACAGAACAAGAACACGAAAAACCCGGACGUCGGGCGAAUCAAAAUAACCGUCACGAUAACGCAAAAAGCGAGGAGGAGUCAAGCGAACUCCAUUCGGAUUCCCCCGACGAUCGUUGCUGUGAAUAAAAACGCCACGGCGUACGAUUUAAUCAACGCGUUAGUCAUUACAGCGCCAAUGCACUUUGAUAACGGGCAACAACCAACGUUACACUGGGAUUUUCACCACGUCCCAGAUUUUUCUACCAUUCACGGUUUCGCCGUCGGAAGCUGGAAAGUGGAUGUCUUCGAGGAGGAUUUGACUGAUAUGGCGACGUUAGAGCUUCGCGCGUCUCCAGGAACAAUGAUUCGUUCGCCGGCGUUGAGCAAAAACGCCCCGGAAGGGUUUCAACCGUGGCUUGCGCCGGAGAAUUUGCGGGUAGAGUUGGACGGGUCUCGCGACCGAGGCUUUGCCGAACGAGACGCGAUCACGACUUUCGAUCGACACUUCAUGAAAAUUCAAAACUAUCCGAACGGGUCCAACAACAUGCAUAACAUGAUUGGACACGGCGCCAGCGACACCGCGGCCGGUGCCGGUAGCGGCGACGGAGAGAACAACCUCGAGAGCAACACGAACACGAACAACAACAACAACAACAACAACAACAACACGAGUAACAACAACAAUAAGAAACGCAUCAUGAAAAACGCGCGAUACUACGAAGGCUUCAUACAGCACGUCAACGAAAACGACCACAACAUGACUUCUCAAGUCUUGCACCCUGGUCGCACCUCCUCUGGUCCUAUGAUCAAACUUCUGCUGGAAACUAAAUCCAUGCCUCACGCGGAAGGCGCUGGAUGUUCCAUCGUGGACGUCGGUUCCGGCUGCGGCAAUUUUGCCCGGGGCAUCAAGGACGCCUUCCCGUUCAGUUCCGUCUGCGGCAUCGAAAUCCAAAAAGAGCUCGUCGAAUCCUCGCGCGCCGACCACGGCCACAAAGUCACCUUCAUAGCCGGUGCCGCCGAAUCCGAACUCCACCGUUGCGUCAACGCCACCCACAUCCUCGCCACGACGAAAAACUUUGAAACGAAAACCAUCGACCACAUCGUCAACGUCGCCGCGAGCUUACCUUUACUCACGCACCUCGUCAUCAACGAAUCUCGUUUAUGCACGACAAUGUGUAAAGUGAGGAUAAAAUCCUGUUGCGUUUUCGAACCGAUCGAAACCAGAUCUAUUAGCACGCACUGGGGGAACACCGGCUUAGAUUUCACCGUCUACCGACGAAGAACGAGAUGGACAGAAAAUCCGUACGGUCACGUUCCGAGAGGUGAAGAUACCGCCCGCGCGUUCGCGGAGAGAGCUUUGUGCAACGAUAAACGCAUCCACAGUACGCAUCAUCGGUAG